AGUGGCUUCCAUUAUAUUCAUAGACAAAUAAAACAUGUUUACUUGUCAAAUAAAAUAGGAGUUUUAAUUCUUGCAAUUUCUGGCUUCGAUCUCUGUAUAGUAUUGUUACAAAAUAUUUGACCAAAUAAAAUACUCAAUAAUUUUAAUUGACUAUUAUAACUUAUUAUGAAAAUGGCAGGACUAGAGUCCAUGAUAGUUGAAGAGGUUAAGCCCGCAGAGAAACCGGUCGAUAGGGAGAAGACAUGCCCACUGUUACUUCGUGUGUUUUGCUCAACUGGACGUCACAAUUCACCCGGAGACUAUGCAAGAGGAAAUGUUCCUCAAAAUGAACUUCAAAUUUACACAUGGAUGGACGCAACUCUUCGUGAGCUUACUGGCCUAGUUAAGGAAGUAAACCCAGAGACGAGGCGUAAAGGAACGUAUUUUGACUUUGCGAUAGUGUAUCCAGAUAUGAGAUCACCAACGUAUCGCAUGAGAGAGAUUGGAGUCACUUGUUCAGGGCAGAGAGGUGGCGACGAUAAUAAAACAUUAGGUCAGGUCAAGUUCCAGAUUGGGAACUAUUUGGAUAUAUCUAUAACACCACCAAACAGAAUGCCACCGCCUAUGAGAAGGCCACAACCUUACAUGAAUAAUCGUCCCUAUUAAUUGUACCUCUUUUAUAAUUUGUAAGUUAAUUAGUAAGGUUAUUUGAACUAAAUAAAAUUUGUCCUUGUAUACAAAUC
Messenger RNA from Helicoverpa armigera (cotton bollworm), 722 nucleotides. RefSeq names its product histone deacetylase complex subunit SAP18 (gene Bin1). The transcript is spliced from 2 exons. The record is from RefSeq and is a predicted model, not a curated record. Lineage: Eukaryota; Metazoa; Arthropoda; Insecta; Lepidoptera; Noctuidae. Gene Ontology annotation, biological process: negative regulation of DNA-templated transcription. Gene Ontology annotation, cellular component: nucleus. Bases 166 to 645 code for a protein of 159 amino acids. Gene Ontology annotation, molecular function: transcription corepressor activity; transcription factor binding.